Messenger RNA from Lasiosphaeria miniovina, 671 nucleotides. RefSeq names its product replication factor A protein 3. The record is from RefSeq and is a predicted model, not a curated record. Gene Ontology annotation, cellular component: nucleus; site of double-strand break; DNA replication factor A complex. The transcript has 3 exons. Gene Ontology annotation, biological process: base-excision repair; double-strand break repair via homologous recombination; DNA replication. Bases 204 to 524 code for a protein of 106 amino acids. NCBI's taxonomy places the organism in Eukaryota, Fungi, Ascomycota, Sordariomycetes, Sordariales, Lasiosphaeriaceae. Gene Ontology annotation, molecular function: damaged DNA binding; single-stranded DNA binding.
CUACCCCACUAGCCCUAUUUAGUAACUAAUUACUUCGACUUCUUCGCCAUUCGGACGCGACGCGGCGUGACGCACUUCAGCCAAGACUUCAAGUUGUCGUCCCGCUCACCCCAAUAUCUCACUUCACCUCACCUCUCACCCCAAAGCAUCAAGCAAAGGUGCUUCUCUACCAUCUCUCGACUCAUUCGGUUCGCGAAUCAAUCAUGGAGGCGUCUUCCACGGCACGCGUCAUCUGCAGCUAUCUCGAUUCCUACGUCGGCAAGAAUGUCAUCGUGGUGGGCAAGGUCGUGCAGAUCCGCGGCGACGAGGCCGUUAUCGACGCCGAUGGCAACAUCACGGCGCACCUGAACCGCGGGAGUCACCUUGCGGCUGGCAACGGAGCGCAACUCAUUGGGAAAGUCAACCCAGACCUAUCGGUUAAAGUCCUCAGUUCCCUUGACCUGGGUAACAAUGUCGAUUUCUCUCUUGCCAACCUCGUUGCCAAGGUUUCGCACCAGAAUAAGGACUUGUUUAUAUACGACUAAGGGCAAACGAUGUAUCGAACCAGAGAUAUCCUGCUUUCUUUCUUCCUACGUAGUUACGUAGUUAGUCUCCAGAGAAAAAAAACAGAGCGGGUCACAGUGGCAAAACAAGUAUCUGCCCGCUCCACUCACACCUGUCUUCUUUACCAA